AUGAUUGCGCCAGCCGUAGGAUAUUUAAUUGAAGGUAAUGGUCCAGAACCAGCUCAAGUUUUUGAUUGCAAUGUUCCAAAUUUAUUAGAAGGUGUAUUUGAUCUUUCAGACAAUGAUUCAAUUUAUUACAGAGAAAACUUUUUAAAUAUUCAACAUUAUAACUUUUUAUCACCACCAUCAUCACCAAAUGGACCAAUAGGUAUUUCGAUUGUAACAGAUAAAGAAGGAAAAAAUUAUUUAGCAUUAGUCAGAACACAAGCAGGUAAUCAAAGAGUUAAAAUACCAAUCGAAAAUAUUAAAGCAUCAUGGUGGAGAAGAAUAUUUAGAACAGGUCCAAGUCCAUAUGAUAUAUUAAAAUCAAUAGGCAAUUAUAAUGGAUUAAAAUUAAUUACAGAUAACGGAGUAUCACAAGCAUUUAUGAAUCUCGAAGAGAAACAAACAAUUAAAGGAUUUAAAUUUGGAAUUUUAUAUGCUCAAGAGGGACAAAAUAAAGAGGAUGAAAUGUUUUCAAAUGUUAAAACAAGUCCAGAAUUUGAAGAGUUUUUAGAUUUUAUUGGUGAACGUGUACCAUUAGAAGGAUGGCAACAUUUCAGAGCAGGUCUUGAUGUUCGUACUGGCACAACAGGAUCACACUCAAUAUAUCAACGUUGGAAUAAUAACGAAGUUAUGUAUCAUGUAUCAUGUAUGUUACCAUUCAAUGAAAAAGAUAAACAACAACUUGAAAGAAAACGUCACAUUGGUAAUGAUAUAGUUGUCAUCGUUUUCCAAGAUGGCGAUACUGUUUAUCGUCCAACCACCAUUAGUUCACGUCAAGUUCACGUUGUACUCUUAGUUAAAGCCACCACACUCGAAUCUGACCCAGGUCAACGUUACUAUAAAAUGGCAGUCGUCUCCAAAGAUUCUGUCCCUGAAUUUGGUCCUGCUAUGCCCUCAAAUGGUCUCUUUAAAAAAGAUCAAGCUUUCAAAGAUUUCUUUUAUGCAAAAUUAUUAAAUGCUGAAAAAGCAAGUUACACUGCUCCAAUUUUAGGUGUAAAAUUAUCUCGUACUAGAGUAGCUUUAUUAAAAGAUGUUUCUGAAGUUUUUGUUAAAUAAUAAAAUUAAAUAAUAAAUAAUAAAUAAAUAAAUAAUGGAAUGAUAUAAAUAAAAAAGAUUCAAAAAAAAUUUAAAAAAAAAAAAUAUAAUAAAAAAAUAAAAACAAUAUAUUUAUAUAUAAUAAAUUAU
Dictyostelium purpureum is the source of this 1221-nucleotide messenger RNA. RefSeq lists its product as uncharacterized. Gene Ontology annotation, biological process: regulation of small GTPase mediated signal transduction. The transcript has 3 exons. Lineage: Eukaryota; Evosea; Eumycetozoa; Dictyosteliales; Dictyosteliaceae. Bases 1 to 1092 code for a protein of 363 amino acids. Gene Ontology annotation, molecular function: GTPase activator activity. The record is from RefSeq and is a predicted model, not a curated record.